This is a messenger RNA of Verruconis gallopava, 903 nucleotides long. RefSeq lists its product as uncharacterized. Gene Ontology annotation, biological process: exon-exon junction complex disassembly. The transcript has a single exon. Gene Ontology annotation, cellular component: exon-exon junction complex; cytoplasm. Gene Ontology annotation, molecular function: RNA binding. The record is from RefSeq and is a predicted model, not a curated record. The coding region runs from base 111 to 746 and encodes 211 amino acids. NCBI's taxonomy places the organism in Eukaryota, Fungi, Ascomycota, Dothideomycetes, Venturiales, Sympoventuriaceae.
CCCGAGCGGAACUUUCAUCCUUCGUGGAAUUGAAUUUAGCAAAGAAAAGUCCCAUUCCUAAAUAUUUCUCUACUUGAAUGAAAUACGAAUCCCACCUUCUUUAACUUUUCAUGGCGAAGAAUGACAGAAUGCAGAACGUUACUAAAUCAGGAAUCACCACAGACGCAGACGGCACGCGUCUCAUACCUUCAUCAGUCCGAGCUGAUGGCUCUGUACGCAAAGAAAUUAAAAUCCGGCCUGGAUAUCGGCCCCCCGAAGAUAUAGAAAAAUACAAGAACCGAACAGCUGAGGCUUUUAGAAAUAGAGGGAAAGGAGACGUUGUAGGCUCUGAGUUGGCCAACGAAUACUCUAUUAACAGCAGUAGCAAGGGGCAAGAGUACACAAGUAAUGCCAGCAAAAGUGCCAAGCGAAGAGAGGCCCGAAAGAAAGAAGCUGCAGAAAAGAAAGAAAACAGCACUAUAGAUUCGCAAAAGUCUAUCUCUGCGCUGGACAAAAACGACGACGUCUCCGAAGAGCUGGAUCCCGAGGUCAAAAGGCAGAAGGAGGCAAAGAAGCUCAUGAAAAGACUGAGGCAAGCAAGAGAGCUGAAAGACAAAAAGGAAUCGGGCGCUUCAUUGCUACCCGAACAGAUCGAGAAGGUUAUUCGAAUCAGUGAACUGAUACGUCAACUUGAUGCUCUAGGUUUUGACAGUGACGGACAGAAGAAAGCAUGUGUGCACAACAAGGGAAUUUCGGAGGAUCCCUGAGGAGCUCAUCGCCACAAAAAUUUGCUGUCUCAUAUAGUACUGUCAACAUCAUCAUUAUCAGCAGAACCAGCAGAACCAGCAGCACAAGCAGCACAAGCAGCACAAGAAGAAGAAGAAGAAGAAGAAGAAGAAGAAGAAGAAGAAGAAGAAGAAGAAG